CCCCCUUUCUUUUUUGUUUCGCUUCGAUUCGAAGUUCAAACCCCAAACCCUCUCCCUCUCCAAAUCCUCGAUGAACCGCGGCGGCGUCGCCCUCUCCGGCGACGCCCUCUCCGGCGAUGGCGGAAGUGGCGGCGCCUCGCCUCCUCCCGCCGCCGCCGCCGUCGCCUCCUCUCUUUCCCCGGACGCUCCCCCAUUCACCCUCACUCGCCCUUCACCCUCCUCCUCCACGCCCUUUCCCGCCCCCACUCGCCGCCUCUCCUCCUCCGCAGCCGCCGCCGCCGCCGCCGUGGUCGGAGCAGAUCCCUUCAAUUACCACCAUCGCCCUCCUCCGGCGAACGGUCUCGGCUCCGUCGGCGGCGCCUUCGAUUCCUUCGGGGUCUCGGAUCGCCGCGGCGGGGGCGAGAGGAUCGGGCCCUCUUUGUCCUCUCAGAAAGGUUCAAUGGCUAUUGGAGUUGAUUCUUGCGGUACUACCAGGCAUGAUAAAAAUGUUGAUUCCAUCACAAGAAAUGUUAAAUCUGGAUCAGCAAGCUCCAUGUGGCGAUAUCAUGUCCAACCAAUGAGACCAAAUUCUCAAUCGAGAAGCCCUGAAUGGCCAGAUAAUGACAUCUCGGCAACUUACGGACAAAGUGUGACUUUUCCUUAUGACACUUCUGGGUUGCCAGAGUUCGCUUCAAACACAUUGUGCGAAGAAGGUUCUUAUUCUCUCUCUCAGUUACCCACAACAAAUUAUGUGGAAGAUUAUUACUGUUAUCCAUCUGCAACAUACUCUACCUCUACACAGCUGCUUACACCGUCACCGACAAGGGCUCCUUUCUCCAAGGGUCAUAGAGUGGUAAAUAUUGGGUAUUCAACUGUCAAUAGUAUAGAAGAUAAGGCACAGCAAACUACAAGAAGCGACCAUCAUAAUAACGAGGGAAAAGUGGCCCGAAGUGAGAACAUCACAGCUGAAAAAAGUAGCUUUGAGAAUGGAUCAUCUUCAGGCAAUAAAUUGUCUCCCAGGAAUUUCAUAGACUGUGCAAAUGGGCCUGUUUUGACAAUAAAACAUCUUGAUAUUCCUAAUGCCUUGACCUUUGCAAUUGAUUCCACAUUAAAAUCUGAGGAUUCCAUGCAGAAUUCUUCGGAACUGGACUCACCGUGUUGGAGGGGAACUUUAGCUUCUAAAUUAUCAGCAUAUAAAGCUGGUGAAUCUUCAACGCCGUUUGCAAUUAAGCACCCAGAAAAUUUUAAUACUUUGGAUCCAGAACAAAUGGAUAUUUUUAGAAGUGCAGAGCAUUCUGAAUGUCCUGUAGACCAAAACGGAAGCUUGAUUUCUGACGAUAGUGAGAAAAAGUUUUCUGCCUCUCCAAUGGAGUCCUCUUUUGCUGUUUCCUCAAACAUACAGAAGAAAUCUGCAAAUUCCAGUAAAACAACGUCAGAAUGUGCGGGAGAGUCUCAUGGAAAGGGGGUUCAGUGUGCAAAUGUUUAUACUAAAAGAACAACUGAAGAUCAGAAAAGGGCUGCGGAUGUAAAAGAUAAUGGAGUAGCACAUUCUGGUGCACAACUAAGUGUUGUUGCACUCAACCAUUUUGUAUCAGCGAAUGGAAAGUCUUAUCCUGAGAAAGAUAUAUCAGGUCGACGUUCGUCAUCAAGGAAAAACAUACAUGCCUUGGUUGAGACCAUGCAUAGUCAAUCUGAGAUGCUUUUGGAAACUAUUGGUGAUUGCAACAAUGAAAUGGCAGAACAAGACUGCGACCUCCUCCAUUUAGUAAUUGAGAAUCUUGAGACACUUUUGGACAAAAAUAGAAAGGGUUUUGUCAAGGAUAUUUCUAAUCAUUCCGAACUCAAGGCUCUUCGGACUCAGAACGCAGGUCGAAAGGUUGAUAUUGACAACAGAAGCAACGUCCUAGAUGUCCACAAUACGAAAGGUCAAAUGAGUGAUAAUUCUUCUGAAGUUGUUAAAGUGUAUAGCUUCAGUAAUUCUCAAGAAGAUUACGUUUUAAAUCAGCCGUCUUUGCAGGCCUUUGAGGGUCUUCGAAAGAUAACUUUCGUAGAGGAGGAAGAGCAUCCACGUGUACUCUUAUACAAGAAUUUAUGGAUCAAUGCAGAGAUUGCAACGUGUCAAUUGAAAUAUGAACUUCAAAAUGCUCGCAUGGAGUGCGAAAUGGAGACCGGUAAGAACCACACCAGAUGUUAGUAUACGUUCACUCACGGCACACGUCUAAUUCCUCUAGUCUGAUAUUACUUGUACGAAAAUAUUUUCUUUUCAUUUUGAAUGAGAGAGUUGCAUCUCAUCGGACCGGGAGCAUGUGAUAGGCCAGGAAUGCAUUUAAAUGACGAAGGUUUUUUGAAUUACAAGCUCUUUUGGGCUUCUCAUUCUUGUGAUGAAACUUUGUAAACAAGGACAGGCAUUCGGUGAGUGUGUAUAAAAUAGAAAUUGCGGUUUCGUA
Messenger RNA from Ananas comosus (pineapple), 2426 nucleotides. RefSeq lists its product as uncharacterized. The coding region runs from base 71 to 2173 and encodes 700 amino acids. The transcript has 5 exons. The record is from RefSeq and is a predicted model, not a curated record. NCBI's taxonomy places the organism in Eukaryota, Viridiplantae, Streptophyta, Magnoliopsida, Poales, Bromeliaceae.